This is a messenger RNA of Gekko japonicus, 1601 nucleotides long. RefSeq names its product zinc finger and SCAN domain-containing protein 31-like. The transcript has 4 exons. The record is from RefSeq and is a predicted model, not a curated record. The coding region runs from base 59 to 1585 and encodes 508 amino acids. Gene Ontology annotation, molecular function: RNA polymerase II cis-regulatory region sequence-specific DNA binding; DNA-binding transcription factor activity, RNA polymerase II-specific. Gene Ontology annotation, biological process: regulation of transcription by RNA polymerase II. Lineage: Eukaryota; Metazoa; Chordata; Lepidosauria; Squamata; Gekkonidae.
CCCAACUUCUGUGCUGCAGAAACGAGAGAGGAGGGUGCUGGCUAGGGGUGUGGGGGGCAUGCAAGCGGAGCCAACAAUGAAAAUGGAGGUGCGAGGUACAGAGCCAGGGAUGAGAUCCCACAAUGGAGAGAAAGCCCCUCAUGUCAACCAAGCUGAGAGUAUCCGAGAAUUCUUGCAAAGGAUCCCCAUAAGUGAAGUUAAGCAAGAACCAGACGAGGGUCACCUUCAGCGCUGGGAGGUCCAGUGGCAGGGAUUCCUGAAGACGGUGGAGUCCCCUCAUUCAGACUGGGAGCUUCUACAGUCACCGGACGAGUCAGUCCACUGGGAGGAUGCGAAGGGAUUUCUGGCCUCCUUUGAGCAAGUAGCCAAAGCCUGCCGGUGGCCCAGGGAAGAGUGGGCGACCCGACUCCUGCCGGCAUUGAGCGGCGAGGCCGAGUGGGCCUUCAGCAGGCUGCCAAUCCGAGACAGAGAGGAUUACAGGAAGGUGAAGGCAGCCAUCUUGAAGGGGGACACCAUUUGUCGGGAGAAGCUGCGCCAGCACUUCCGCCAUUUCUGCUACCAGGAGGUCGAGGGGCCGAGAGGGACUUACCACAGGCUUCAGGAGCUUUGCGGCCGGUGGCUGAAAGUCAAGAGACACACCAAGGAGCAGAUCCUGGAGCUGCUGAUCCUGGAGCAGUUCCUGGCUGUCCUGCCCCCAGAGGUCCAGAGCUGGGUGAAGGAGCAGGGCCCUGAGAGCUGUGCCCAAGCCGUGGCUUUGGCUGAGGAGUUCCUGCAGAUGCGGCAAGAGGCCAAGAGGCAGGAGAAACAGGUGCUGAUGCCGUUAGGGGAGGUGGCUGUGAGUUUCUCAGAAGCCGAGAAGCCUCCAUCAGGCUUUGACCCCCAACUGUGUGCUGAGGCCAAGGAGGAAGACGAUGGAGUUGCCCGCCUUCUGGGCCAGGGGUGGUUGACUGUAAAUCAGGGAGAGAAAUCAGCACCAGAAAACCCAGAGAGAGCUGGAUUAUUCGAAACAGCGAUGGAAAACACUGAAGAAGCAGGCCCCCAGUGUGGUGUUCAGGUAAAUGCCCCUGCAGAUCUGCCAAGAGUCAAGUUCCAGCAAGAAACCCACCUGGGGGAGAUCAUGGAUGGAUCUGUUCCUUAUGGAGGGGGCUACAUAGACCUGGGAGGAAUGGCAGUCCAGCAGAGGAUCCAUACCAGCAAGAGACACAAUGCCUACGGUGCUUGUCGGAAGAGCUUCGGCCACAGCGGGAGUUCCAUGAAAUACAAGAGAAUGCGGAAGAGGGGAAAGCCCCACAAGUGCUUGGUGUGCGGGAAGUGCUUUCUUUACAGCUCCGGCCUUGCCACCCAUGAGCGGAUUCACACCGGAGAGAAGCCGUAUAAAUGCUCAGAGUGCGGGAAGACCUUCAUCUGCAGCUCAGACCGCAACCGCCACCAGAGGACUCACACGGAAGAGAAACCGUACGAGUGCGCAGACUGUGGGAAAAGCUUCCGGCAGAAGUUCAGCCUCAGCAGGCAUCGCAGAGUCCAUUCCAGCGAGAACCCGUAUAGCACAGCUUCCGAACGCGGGGGAAGCUCCACCGUGAGCUGAAACAUUUUUGGAGAUU